Messenger RNA from Funneliformis geosporum, 174 nucleotides. The record is from the annotation of a GenBank genome assembly. NCBI's taxonomy places the organism in Eukaryota, Fungi, Glomeromycota, Glomeromycetes, Glomerales, Glomeraceae.
AUGAAUGAAAAAAUAGGAGAAGGCGGAUUUGGAACCAUUUACAAAGCAUGUUGGCUUGAUGGUAUACCUGAAUAUGAAAAUAUAGGCUCUCAAGAUAUUAUAAGACGCAAUAAAGAUGUUGCUAUAAAAAAGCUUCUAUAUUCAAAGGAAAUUAGCAAAGAAUUCUUAAAUGAG